This is a messenger RNA of Callorhinchus milii (elephant shark), 1703 nucleotides long. It is a transcript of the gene asrgl1, whose product is annotated as asparaginase and isoaspartyl peptidase 1. Bases 156 to 959 code for a protein of 267 amino acids. Lineage: Eukaryota; Metazoa; Chordata; Chondrichthyes; Chimaeriformes; Callorhinchidae. Gene Ontology annotation, molecular function: asparaginase activity. The transcript is spliced from 8 exons. The record is from RefSeq and is a predicted model, not a curated record.
GGGAGUUGCGAGCGAGGAGGAACUAGGAUGAGUUCACGGGAGGAUGAGGCAUAGAAAGAGUCCGAGGGUUUGUCUGCUGGAUGCAGGAGUCAGUCACUCGUAUACUCUGCGGUGAGGUGAGUAGCUUCUGCCCCCCCUUCCGAGCUCACUGAAGAAUGUCGGCCGGGAAGCCGGUGAUCGUGGUGCAUGGCGGUUGCGGGGUAUAUCUGCCGGAACUUAUGGAGGGGUCAGUCCUGGGAGUGAGGGCUGCUGCUCUCAAGGGCUUUUGUGUCCUUCAACAGGGAGGCAGUGCCCUGGACGCUGUGGAGGUGGCCACGGUGGCCCUGGAGGACAACCCUCUCUUCAACGCAGGCCAUGGAGCCGUGCUGAAUGAGCGCGGCGAGAUAGAGUUUGAUGCCAUUAUAAUGGAUGGAAAAAGCCUCAAUGCAGGAGCUGUCUCGGCUGUCAAGAACAUCGCUAAUCCCAUCAAACUCGCUCGGCUGGUUAUGGAAAAGACCAAGCAUGUGAUGCUGACAGAUCAAGGAGCCUCACAAUUUGCCAAGGCGAUGGGCAUCCCUGAGGUCCCGAUGGAGUCCUUGAUUACCGAGAAGGCCAGAAAGCAAUGGGAAACCAACCUGGCUCCCGACGCCAAUCCUGUGGCCUCACAAAUAGGACUGGGGACGGUUGGAGCCGUGGCGAUGGAUUGUGAAGGGAACCUAGCCUGUGCCACCUCCACUGGAGGAAUAACCAACAAGAUGGUGGGGCGUGUGGGUGACACUCCAUUAAUAGGAUCCGGGGGCUACGCUGAUAACUGCCUCGGAGCCGUGUCUACCACAGGCACAGGGGAGGCCAUUAUGAAGAUGGUCCUGAGCAGAUUGAUCCUGUUUUACAUGGAGCAAGGUAUGACCCCAGCACAGGCCGCUGAUGUGGGGUUGCAGUAUAUGCUGGACAGGGUGCAUAGCCCAGACGACUGCAUUUGACCUGAAAGCCUCAGCAGAACAGACAGUGUGAAUGAAGAUCACACGGUUCAACCACUGCACUGUGUGUGUGUGCUCUGCAUGUGUAUGCAUAUUCAUGCACAUUCGCUUGUCCUGUGGCUAUGCAAAUGAAUGCAAAUGUGUGUAGGUGCAUGUUGCCCGGUGUGGGUGUGUGGCAUGUAUGUGUGCAUAUAUGCUUGCACACGUGUGCAUGUUACUCCUCUUGAUAGUUUUAUCAACAAACGCAACUUGCAUUUAUUUAGCGCUCUUCACGAGAUCCUCUCACUCGUCUACAAAUCCCUUCACGUUCUGGUGCCUCCCUACCUUUCUGACCUGCUUUCUCCCUCCUCCACUACCUGAUGUCUCGGUUCGACAGGUUCUAGCCUCCUACUUGUCCCUCAUUCCCUCCGCUCCACCAUCGGCGGCCGCAUAUCCAGCUACUACACCCUGAAGCUUUGGAACUUUCUCCCCCCCAAUCCCUCCGCCUUGACCCUCCCCUCCCCACUUUUAGAAUAUGACUGAAGACCUUCUUCAUUGACUGUGCUUACGGUCACGUCCUCCCUCCCCCCGGCUCGAUGUUAGGCUCCGCCACUGUUAAGCGCUCUGAGACGCUGUCCUACGUGAAGGGAGUUAUAUAAAGUUGUUGUUUUUAACUCAGUUGAACCCAAUAGCCUCUUUCUGCUAUUCCAUAAGUAUCUGUAAUUAACCUUGACUAAAGAUUUAAUUAAAAAAACAAGUAACAAUUAA